Molecule: messenger RNA, 749 nt
Organism: Ruditapes philippinarum (Manila clam)
Lineage: Eukaryota; Metazoa; Mollusca; Bivalvia; Venerida; Veneridae
Product: complement C1q subcomponent subunit A-like
Exons: 3
Coding region: 35-703 (222 amino acids)
Molecular function (GO): protein binding
Source: RefSeq, a predicted model, not a curated record
AUACAGCCUUGUAAAACACUUAACAUAAUUUAAAAUGAAGUUAUAUACUUGCAUUUUAUUAAUAUAUUUUUAUGAUGGCGUCAUUUCGACAUCUCCAGAGUUUGAUGCCCUGCUAGCUCGGCUUGCAGUGACGGAAGCCCGCCAAGACAUGUCGGAAAAGACGAUUGAGAGUCUGAAAAGUAAAUUGUCCGCAGCCGAACAGCAGAUACAGAAACUACAGAUACAAGGAAGUCAAAGAAGUAAAUCGGAGAAGAAUUUUCCAAGAAAUGUGAGCGAUCAUCGGCGUUCAAUCCUUCCUGGUGUCGCUAUAGGAUUUACAGCGUGUGUUUCGGUUCCAGAUGUUAAAAGCCUUGGGGUUCAUCACACCAUUGUCUACGACAGGAUCAUUACAAAUACUGCGGGUGCAUAUCAUAACUCCACCGGAAUAUUCACAGCUCCUUAUAAAGGGUUGUAUGUGUUUUCUUCUACUGCAAUGUCCGUUGCUGGACAUACACAAUAUUUAGAUAUUGUCAAAGAUGGCGCUACUGUUAAUACGUUUCUUGCUGACGGCCUGGGUAAUCAGGGGUUUGAGGCAACCGGCAAUCAAUGGGUGCUGGAACUAGAUCAAGGGUCCGAAAUUUGGAUAAGAACAAGUCAUGCUGGGGAAAUACAUGGAAACUGCUUCACUCUGUUUUCAGGUUUUUUACUUUCAGAAACUGAAUAAUAUCGGCUUUGAUGUCAUUUCGAAAUAAAAGCUAUUAUGAAUUAGA